AUGAACGUCCAAAUCCGUGUUCCACAGUCGACUGGAGCAGAUGAAGUAAUUGCGAAGUUGGUGGCAUUGGAUAGAGAUUCUGGCGACAACGGAAAAAUCUCGUAUUCUGUGGUGGAAUCUUACGAAAUGUUCCACUUGGAUAGCAAUGAUGGAACUCUUACUCUGACAUCUCCGCUCCCUUCCGAUGCUGAAUAUCUGCUUACCGUAACAGCAAGUGAUCAUGGGCUACCGUCACUUUCUACAUCUAUUCCAGUAAGGGUCAAAGCCUCACUAGACGAAGCCCAACAGCGCCCGCAGUUCCCAACCACUGCUUACGACUUCCUGGUGUCGGAAUCUUGGACUCUUCACAUCCCAUUCGGCAAUGUUUCCAUUGGCAACGAACCGUACUUCUACCGUAUCUUGGACUCAAAGGCUGCUGAAGUGUUUGAUAUCGAUAACUUUGGUCGAAUGUCACUGAAGACUGCUCUGGAUAGGGAAACUAAAGACCAGUAUAGCUUUAUCGUCGAUGUUGGCACUCAUCCAGUUACUUACCAUCAAAAUUCCACUGCUGCCGUAACCAUUCGAGUGACCGACACCAAUGACAACUCGCCCGUCUUCAGUCCUUUGAGCUCAGAAGUAACUCUCCGAGAUGGACUGAAGAGUGGAGAAGUGCUGCAAAGAUUUGUCGCCACCGAUGCAGAUGAUGGCGAAAACGGUCGCGUUAGCUAUCGUAUCCUUUCCGGGAAUGAUUACGGUAUCUUCUCUAUUGGAUCGGACACUGGCGCGUUGAUGUUUAAUCAAUGGGAUGACGAACAGCUUGUGCGACAUAACGAUGGAAAGUGGGCAUUGUAUAUUGAAGCUAGGGACCAUGGAUCGGAGCCAAGAUCAGCGGUACUGCCUGUGCAGGUUUCACUCCAGCUGCAAACCUGGUCAGGUUCGGCACCUUUCUUCGUAAUUCCCGCCUACGUUGUGCCAAUUCUGGAAACAACCAGCAGAGACACUGUCGUCUUCACAGCCCAUGCUACCAAUCGCUUCGGGAUUCCCAUGAAAGUGCGAUAUGAUUUAAAGGAUAAUGACCAGGUAUGCUUCCGAAACUAAAG
Cylicostephanus goldi is the source of this 1079-nucleotide messenger RNA. NCBI's taxonomy places the organism in Eukaryota, Metazoa, Nematoda, Chromadorea, Rhabditida, Strongylidae. The record is from the annotation of a GenBank genome assembly.